ACAAACGCAAUCAAACCAGAGUUCUGACUGUGAACUAGGGUUCAUAAUCAAUUGUCGAUAAAUUAAUUCUUCAUCACAAGGAUGUCAGACGCCAGCAAGCAAAUAAUGGCACAGAAAAGUGCUAAAAUCGCAGCUGGGGCUGUUGUGUGUGUUGAAAGCGAAAUAAGAGGAGAUGUGACCAUUGGUUCUAGAACAGUUGUCCACCCCAAAGCAAGGAUCAUAGCAGAGGCCGGGCCUAUUAUCAUUGGAGAGGGGAAUCUAAUAGAGGAGCAGGCACUUAUUAUUAACAGUUAUCCAGAGAACAUAAUGCCAGACACAGAGGGAGUUGAGCCAAAGACCAUGACUAUCGGGACCGAUAAUGUCUUCGAAGUUGGAUGUGUCUCUCAAGCUCUGAAAAUUGGAGACAAUAAUGUGAUCGAGUCCAAGGCUGAUCUCGGGAGAAAUGUGAUUCUGACCAGUGGCUGCAUCAUCGGCGCGUGCUGCCAGGUCAAUACAUGUGAGGUCGUGCCAGAGAACACGGUUGUGUACGGUUCAGACUGCAUCAGGCGUGUGCAGAAUGAAAAGCCACAGCUUCAGACUCUGCAGCUCGACUUCCUCAUGAAGAUUCUGCCCAACUACCACCACCUGAAGAAGACGGUGAAGGGAAACAGCACGCCUGUGAAAAACUAACACGGAGGGCUGAACCCUCCCUGCCACCCAAAGCAUCUGCACACGCAGGCACCAGUAGCUCACACAUGUCCCCUCUACUUGCACUUGCCUUACACUUUAAUGUUGUUCCCUAAUGUCUAAUAGAUUACUUCUAGCAUUGAAAGUGACCAUCACACACUACAUUUCUUCCUGCAUAUGAGGAUUGCCAUCAUUCUUUAACAUAUCUGACUGUUUGUGGUUUUGCACUUUUGCUUUCAGAUCAAGUAUGUCUAUUUAUGAUAUAUUUUGGACCUGAAAUGAUAAAUUUCCUGUGCCAUUUUUAUGUCAAUCAAUUAUAUUCAUCUAUAUUUAUAAUUGUUUCAAUAAAGA
Molecule: messenger RNA, 1017 nt
Organism: Xiphias gladius (swordfish)
Lineage: Eukaryota; Metazoa; Chordata; Actinopteri; Istiophoriformes; Xiphiidae
Gene: dctn6
Product: dynactin subunit 6
Exons: 7
Coding region: 82-669 (195 amino acids)
Biological process (GO): mitotic spindle organization
Cellular component (GO): dynactin complex
Molecular function (GO): dynein complex binding
Source: RefSeq, a predicted model, not a curated record